AUGUGCUAGAGUGUCGCAACUCUAUUGACGUAGAUGGACGUUAAAUGGAUAGGGUCCAAUCGGAGACCCCACCUGACCUUUCCCCUCAGCUCCAACGGCCGACUCCACUCCCGAGUCGUUUUUGCCUGCUCCCGACGACCCUUCUCAGUCUCCUUCCCAAAUCAAGAUGGGGUUUUUCUGCUACAACUCGAUUUUUAUUUAUUUAUUUAUUUAUUUGCUUUCGACCAUCACUGUCUUCAUCGCCAAAAAGGUUAAAAAAAAGAUGAGUAGGGCUCAGCGCAGAUGAAUCAACGAAGAUAGUGACGGUUAGUGGUUCGUUGUGGUCCUUGUGGAAGCAUUAUAAAGACUACUCCGUUAACAAUCACUAAUAAAAAGAGGAAAUUGGCAUACCUCUUCGCUGUCCUCUGCGGCAACCGCACAAUGAAAACCCUGGAGUUGACCUAAUCGACAAUCCAACACAAAGGUUCAGUGCCUUCCGGAUUCAGUUCAACCUAAUGCAGAAUCAAGUUCGUAUCAUUGUUAGCAUUCAAGUGAAGGUGAGUUCAGAUUGCAAAAAUAUGUCUGGAUGAACAAGGCUAGUUUUAUAUACCAACAAUCAUAUGGCUUAGAAAACUCUUCAUCUGAAGAACAAUGGUGGGUCGACAAUAAGAGACGAUUUCAUGAGCCUUAAGAUGAACCACACCACCACCAAUUCAAAAAUUUGCAGGGGGUACAAUCUGCUAUUGCAUGUGUUCAUUUCAUUUUGGUGCUCCAACCACAUACAUUUUGUCUCAACUCUCAGCAAAUUUAUGCAUCCGUCGCAUCCCUUAAUUUCUUCUUCGUCAUUUAAAGGGCGCGCUUGAGUUUGGUGUUGCUCUGGGAAUCUGUGGUUUUAUUGGAAACUCAAAUCUCUUUGUAUAAAGUUCUUUUCACUGAAGUGCUAAUACCACUUGCAAUCUAUCUCAACAAAUCGACACAUCGAUGGCAUCUUCUUCAUCAUCUCCCUCUCUUCCGGCCUUUUCUUCUCAUUUGUGGAAGUACCAUGUUUUUCUUAGCUUUAGAGGAGAAGAUACUCGCAGAAAUUUUGUUGAUCAUCUCUACUCGGCUCUUGAACAACAAGGGAUCUACACCUACAAGGACGAUGAAACACUUUCUCGGGGCGAAUCGAUCGGCCCAGCCCUUAUGAAAGCUAUAGAAGAAUCUCAGAUUGCUGUCAUCAUAUUCUCAGAGAACUAUGCAGACUCUUCAUGGUGCUUAGAUGAACUUGCAUGUAUUAUGAAAUGCAAGGAUAUUAAAGGCACAAUCGUUAUGCCCAUAUUCUAUGGUGUAGAUCCCUCUGAAGUACGAAAACAAAAACAAAAAUAUGGAGAAGCAUUUGCCAAGCAUGAGUUGGAGAACAAGAAGAAAACUAAAUCUUGGGGACACGCAGUUGUGGAGGACCCUUGGGGAUUGCUCUCUGCACCUCGAGAACAAAUCCGGAAAUACCAAGAAGCCUUUGCCAAACAUGAGUUGGAGCACAAGGCCAAGGUUGAAUCUUGGAGAAAAGCACUUGUGGAUGCAAGUAACAUUUCUGGAUGGGAACCCAAACACGUUGCCAACGGGCAUGAAUCAAGGGUUAUCAAAGAAAUUGUUGACACAAUUUCACAGAGGUUGCAGUUAGUACCUUCAAGUGCAAAUGAGGACCUAAUCGGAAUGGCGGCUCGCAUACAACGUUUGAAAUUAGAGUUACAAAUUGAGUCAGGUGGUGUACGAAUGGUUGGAAUAUGGGGGGUUGGGGGUGGUGGUAAGACUACUCUUGCUUCUUCUAUUUAUGAUGAAAUCUCUAGCAUGUUCGAUGGUUGUUGCUUUGUACAAAAUAUCCGGGAGGAAUCAAGCAAGAUUAAUGGUUUGGUAAGCUUGCAAAAAAAAAUUCUCUCUGGUGUUUUGAAACAAAAGGAAGUUCAGGGAAUAGAGAGAGUUGAGGAAGGAAGACGCAUGAUACAAAAUAGGUUAUGCCAUAGAAAGGUCCUCAUUGUUCUUGAUGAUGUCGAUCAGCUUGACCAACUAAAAGCGUUAGCUGGAUCACAUGGUUGGUUCGGUGAAGGAAGCCGAGUAAUAAUGACAACUAGAGAUGAGCAUAUAUUAAAUGCACACAGAGUAAAUGUGACACACAGUAUUAGAUUGUUAAACAGUGAUGAGGCUAUUAAGCUAUUUUGCAAGCAUGCACACCGAGAUCACACACCCAUGGAAAAUUAUGAGCAGCUUUCAAAAGAGGUGGUCUCUUAUGCCGGUGGGCUUCCAUUAGCACUUACAAUUCUUGGUUCAUUUCUAUGUGACAAAAAUAUUCAUGAGUGGAGGAGUGCAUUAGCAAGACUGAAAGAGAUUCCAAAUGAUAAUAUUCUGGAAACGCUAAAAAUCAGCUUUGAUGGACUCACAAAGGUUGAGAGAGAGUUGUUCCUUGAUAUUGCAUGUUUCUUUAGGGGGAAGUACAAAUACAACGCAAUGCGGAUCUUUGAUGCUUGUGGUUUUCAUCCAGUUAUAGGAGUAAAGGUGUUGAUACAAAAGGCUCUCAUAACUAUUUCAGAAGAUGGAUAUUUUGAUAUGCAUGAUCUGGUGCAAGAAAUGGGACACUAUAUUGUUAGAGGGGAACACCCUAAGCACCCUGAAAAACAUAGUAGGAUUUGGAAGGAGGAAGAUGUUUAUAAAAUAUGUGCUAUGGAUGCAACCACGGAACUUGACAAGAUUGAAGCAAUAGAAAUGGAUUUUCACUUCCAGCCAGCAAAAAAACAAGAACAAGAUCUUCCUUCGGUUUCUGCAAACAUGAAGAACCUUCGGUAUAUGAAAUCGAUAGGGGAUCCUGCAAAAUUAUUGUUUAAUGACCUUCCACUAAGGGAGCUUUGCUGUCUUAUAGUGUCCUCAGGUUCUGAAAAGCAACUUUGGGAGGGCUGUAAGGUGCUCCCAAGUUUGAAGUUAUUGGAACUUAGCCAUAUGAAUAAGCUAAUCAUGACACCAAAUUUUAAUGGACUUCCAAAUCUUGAAAGAUUCAUUCUUCAUGGCUGUCUGUGUUUAGAAGAAAUUCAUCCAUCGAUUGGAUGCUUGGAAAAGCUUGUUUUCUUAUCUAUAGAAAAUUGUCGGAGUCUUGAGAUAUUUCCACCCAUUAGGGGAAUAAGGAAACUCGAGACCCUUGAAUUCACAGAGCACCCUAAACUUGUUAAGUUUCCAAAGAUCCACCAUCAGAGGAUGGAGAAUUCAACACAUCUUGAUUUGGAUGAUAAUAGUGGGAGCCAAGUUGCACCCUACAUAGAAUCUAGUACAAACUAUGUUGUUAGUUGUUUGAGGUGUGGUUGCAGACAUCUUCCUGGUGUAGAAUGUUGUGUAGAGGGGCCUUGUUUAUCUCGCAACAUAUUCUUAGUUUUGUUUCACAAUUUGCAAGAACUCCACUUCUUAAGGAAGUUGGAUCUGAGCGAGUGCAAUUUGGGAGAUGAAGAUAUAGGCUCUGAUGUUUUGGAGUUGCCCAACUUGCAAGAACUCAAUCUAUUCAGAAAUAAGUUUUCACAGUUAAGUUUUAGUUGCUUGCAAUUUCCUCGACUCAAAUGGCUCGACGUGUCAUUCUGCAAAGAACUUGUAGAAUUGUCGGAGCUGCCACAAAGUAUAGCCAUUGUUAGAGCAGAUUGUUGUGACUCACUUGAAAGCUUUGGAGGUAUCUCAAACUGUAAAUGGUUGUGGAAAGUCUCACUUUGGGGGGCUUACAAAUUAGGUCCGCGUGUUGGUGAGAUAUUACUAGGCUCCAUGCUCCAGGGGAAUGCUAUUGAAGAUCAUUUUAUCAGUUUCACCAUUCCAUAUCAGAUUCCAAAGGGGUUUGUAGGGAGGUUCUUUAGGGGAAAAACAUUUACAAAGCGUCUCCCACAUGUUAAAUGGGACCCAUAUAAAAGGCAUAUUCAAUCUGGUGAAGAAAAGUUUAGACUGCGUCUUCCAGAUGAUUGGUGCAAUGACUUUUGUGGGUUCUUAAUACGCAUUAUAUUCCAGGACAAAGAUAUGGAGAUUGACAUAAGUAUCAAGAAGGAUCCAGAUGAAGAAGAUUCUCGGUUUGAGAUUUGGCAUGAGUCUAAUGAAACACCAGAGCCUGAAUAUUUAGAAGGAGAAGUAAAGACAUCUGUGGGAUAUGUUUCCUUUAGUUCAUUGAGGCAAACCACAUCAUUGAAUUCAUCAUACAGUAUUAUUUCAUUUUCCAUAAAGAGAAAUUGGACUUCGUUUGCAGUUGAGCUUGUUCCUAGGAAAAGUAAAGAUGAUCCCGUGCAAACGACAAAAGCUGCAACAGAUUGCUCAGAAUUUUGGCAUGAGGAAAAUGAUGAAUAUAAAGCAUUUAUGAUCCAAGAUAAUUCAAAGUAUUCUAUCAAUAUUAUAUGGAAAGCUUAGAAAGAUAUCUAACAAAACCAUACACCCAUAGGACGGCUGUCGACUCUUUGCCGGUUCGUAUAGUCUGAGUGACUCUGAACUUAUGGUUGUGAUUACACUGCAACAUACAUCGAGUAACAAAUUGCAAAGGGAGGAGAACAGCUGUCCUGAAGAUGAUACCAUAAAAUAUUUUGAGCAUUGAGAGAGAAUGCUUUGUAUAUAACACUACUACAAAAGACUACAUAGGACCCGCUAUAAAAGACCCGGUUAUUAAACAAAACGGGUUAUAUUAUGUAGAAACCGGGUUUCAUGGAAGGGAGAGCUAUAUGACCCGGUUUAAAGUAAGGAACCGGUCUACAUGAUCAAGUUAAAGAACCCGGUCUCAAUUAUACAACCGGAUCUUUUUAUAUUUGUGGUCAUAUGGCCCGGUUUUGUAAAUACAACUGUGUCCUAUUGCCAGAAUGCUAAUUUCCAGGGGUCCUAAUUUAUGAGAGGAUUAUCCGAAUAUAUAAGAAAAAACUUGAUUUUUAACAUAUAUGUUAUGGGUAUUCAGGCAAAGUUUUUUAUGAUAGGUCAUGAAACAAAAUUUAACUUUGAGGAUAAUAACCACGAAUUUCUAAUUGCUUCUUGCAAUAUUUAUUUAUUCAUCCAUUCACUCAAUAUAAAGGAAGUUAGCCAACAUAUUUCUCUGUGUCCCUGGUGCCCCGAUGUUUUCCUAUUUUACCCCGGGUUUUGAGUCUUUUUUGCCUGCAUAUGUCUCCUCUCUGGUUCCUUGCUAGAGUACACCAUCCUUACACCGGAAAACUCAUCUUUUGAAGUUCAAGUUGAUGAUCUUCUCAUCUUAGGUUUGUAUUUUGACAUUUGUCGUUUUUGCCCUUAGGGGUAGCCAAUUUGCUAUACCACAACAAAUUAUCAAUAUAAUUGCAAAUUGCAUCAUAUACUUGAAUAUGAUGCAAAUUAAACACUAAAAAACGAAAAGAAAAUCAAAUUUAAAGUUUCCUGAGGACUAAAGGUGGAGUGUUAGACAAAAAAAAAGAGGGUCAAGAUGUAAAGUGGUAUUUUUGUAAAUAGGUAGAAAACUAAAAUGGUAGGGGUAUCUUAAUUAAAUUAAACAAGGGUAUUAUAGGAAACAAACAUUCAAUUACAUUAUAUCCUAAAUAUACUGAUAAACUAAAAUAUCAUCUCUCUCUCUCUCUCUCUCUCUCUCUCUCUCUCAUCCUCGCAGUUAGUUUCUUUUCCAAUGAUUCCCCUUAUCAACUUCUUCUCCAACACAAGAUCAUCUACUGUGUAUCUUCAUCUCCACCUCCAAUGUAGAUGAUUUGCUUAUCAAGUCUAUCGGUUUCCCCUAAAAUCAACGUCAAGUCAUCCAAAUAUGGAGUUAUUGUUCCUCAUCGGUCUUUCGUCCCCGGCCGAUUUUGAAUGCACCAACUCUGCUCUUCUACAAUUAUGUGGCUGAACACUGUUAAUCUUAACCCUGUUUGUGUUAGAUCGGACAGAUACUUGUGAAUAUCGAGAUUCAAUCUUGUAUUAUGAUAAGUUUAGGGUUUGUUGAUUUUCAAUUUGGUAUGGUAUGUGAUGUUUGAUCAGUAAUUUAGCUACAAUUGUGUUUGAAUCGUGAUUAUUUUUCAUUUGCUUAA
Molecule: messenger RNA, 5990 nt
Organism: Lactuca sativa (garden lettuce)
Lineage: Eukaryota; Viridiplantae; Streptophyta; Magnoliopsida; Asterales; Asteraceae
Product: TMV resistance protein N
Biological process (GO): defense response; signal transduction
Molecular function (GO): ADP binding
Source: RefSeq, a predicted model, not a curated record